Messenger RNA from Pieris macdunnoughi, 1020 nucleotides. NCBI's taxonomy places the organism in Eukaryota, Metazoa, Arthropoda, Insecta, Lepidoptera, Pieridae. The record is from the annotation of a GenBank genome assembly.
AUGGAAGAGCAAAAUAUAGUAAACAUAAGAACUAAUAAUCGUAACAUGCUUCAAUUAAAUCGUCAAAUACACAGGGACGAAAUCAAUGAUGUUCGAAGAUCGGUUAUAAGUCGGUAUACAACCGAGGAUGUUUUAGAUAUUAUUAAAAAGCUAAAAACUAAGACAUCUAUAACAUCAAAGGAAUUAAAUCAGCUUAAAAAUGCUCUUAUGAAUGAACCACAUAAUAUUGAAUUAGUGCUUGGUCUACAUGGGGCAAUAAGAGGCAUUGUAGGAGAAUUAACAGGAACUGAUAUAAAAAAGCAAUGUGCUGCAGCGGGAUGCCUAUGUAACUUAUCAACGGGGGACAGCAAGGCUUGUUUUACCAUCUGUCGAGCUACUGGUACAUAUUUAGUAGCAGCUGUUGAUAAUAUGGCUACAGAACUAGCAGUGACUUGUGUAUGGACUUUGGGAAAUUUGGCUGCAUCAAGUAUGAAAACAUGCGACAUGUUAAUCUCACAAGGAGCUUUAUCAAAAGUAAUAGACAUUCAUCCAAAUAAUGAGUUACAAGAUGCUUGCUUGUAUGCUCUCAAACAUUUUGUUUAUCAGCUGGGAGAUAAGUUAAAGGUAAGUGAUCUGCGUUCUAUCAUUCAAGCACUGUCAAAGUUCCAGCAAAAUACAGAGUCAUGCCAAGUUUUCUUUAUACUUUCUUGUCAUGAAUAUUUCACUGAAAUGUUAACAGAAGAUAUUAUUUUAUUUCUGUUAAAGAAUUUGAUUAAAUACAUGGAGGAAUAUCUAUUAUGUGAAGAGGCACAACCAUGUUGUGAGUUAGUGUAUAUUUGCAGGACCUUAGCAAAUACAAAUGAAAAAAUAUUUGAAUACAUUUUAGACUUUGUUAUAAAAAAAAAUGCAAGUGGUUUAUGCAAAAAAGUAUUAUUUAUUGAGAAUUCAUUUGUAAAUAAUUCACUACUGUGGUUGUUUGGUAACAUUUAUAAUACCUGUAAAGAUAAUGAGUUUUUCACUUUAAUAGCUGAUUGUAAUUAA